AUGCAGACCGAUGAGAACUCAAAGAAUCCGCACUGGCGCGCGAUCGGGUACAGCCCGUCCCUGGCCGACGACGAACCGGCCCCGGCGGAACCAGAGCGUCACGAGAAGCGUCCCCUCGACGACGGCAUCGUGGAGACGACCAAGGAGAACGACGCGUCCCUGCCCGCGUUGCUAGCCGAGAAGGGCCUCACGGUGGCCGAUGACGCGGCGCGGAACGUGUCUAGCGUCGAGUGCGACGUUGUCAUCGUCGGUUCCGGCUGCGGCGGGGGCGUGGCGGCAGCGGUGCUCAUCGAGAAGGGAAACUACUUCACGGCGCGGGAUUACACGGCCGUCGAGGCGCCGUCGAUGGAGCAGCUCUACGAGGGCGGAGGGUUCGUCAGCACGCUCAGCGACACCGUGCUACUCCUGGCAGGCUCGACGGUCGGCGGCGGCACGGCCGUGAACUGGUCAGCCUGCAUCAAGACCCCCGACGACGUUCGCGGGGAGUGGGCGCGCGAGCAGGGGCUCCCGUUGUUCGCCACCGACGAGUACGCCGCCGCCAUGGACAAGGUGUUCGAGCGGCUCGGCGUGACGGCCGGGUGCGCGGAGGAGGGGCUCCAGAACAAGGUCCUCCACAAGGGGUGCGAGAAUCUCGGGUACAAGGUGGAGUCGGUGUCGAGGAACUCGUCGGAGGGGCACUACUGCGGCAGCUGUGGUUACGGCUGCCGCACCGGCGACAAGCGCGGCACGGACAGUACAUGGUUGGUCGACGCGGUGAGCCGUGGCGCGGUGAUCCUGACGGGGUGCAAGGCCGAGAAGCUGCUGCUGGAGCGUACCGGCACUGGCGGCGCGGGCGGAAGGACGAAGCGAUGCGUCGGCGUGGUGGCGAGGAGCACCAACCCGGCGAUCACGAGGACGCUGGAGGUGCGCGCCAGGGCGGCCGUCUCGGCGUGCGGGUCGCUCCUGACGCCGGUUCUGCUGCGCAGGAGCGGGCUCAGCAACCGGCACAUCGGCAAGAACCUCCACCUCCACCCGACGGCCCUGGUGUGGGGCUACUUCCCGGACACCAUGCCGGACCUCAAGGACAAGAUGUAUGAUGGCGGCAUCAUCACGUCCCUCCACAAGGUGGAAGGCGUUCCGGGCGCGCCGGCCGGCGCCAUCCUCGAGACGCCAGCGAUGGGCCUGGCCGGCGCGGGGACGCAGUUCCCCUGGGUGUCCGGGAGCGACAUGAAGGAGCGGAUGCUCAGGUACGGCCGCACGGUGCACCUCUUCUCCAUGGUGAGGGACCUCGGUUCGGGCACGGUGUACGGCGAGCGUCGGGUGGUGUACCACCUGGACGCCACGGACCGGGAGAACAUGCGCGAGGGCCUGCGCCGCGGGCUGCGCGUCCUGGCCGCUGCGGGCGCGGCGGAGAUCGGCACCCACCGCAGCGACGGGCAGCGGUUCGCGUGCAGGGGCGCCACGGAGGCCACGCUGGAGGAGUUCCUGGACGGCGUGGACGUGGUGCGCGGGCCCCAGUCCAACGCCGAGGCGUGGAGCCUGUGCUGCACGGCGCACCAGAUGGGCAGCUGCCGGAUGGGCGCCACGGCCCGGAACGGCGCCGUGGACGCGCGCGGCGAGAGCUGGGAGGCCGAGAACCUGUACGUGUGCGACGGCAGCGUCCUGCCCAGCGCCGUGGGCGUCAACCCCAUGGUCACCAUCCAGUCCGUGGCCUACUGCCUCGCCACGGGCAUCGCCGAGUCGCUCAGGCGCGGCUCGGUUCCUGAAAAGAUCUAG
Miscanthus lutarioriparius is the source of this 1755-nucleotide messenger RNA. The record is from the annotation of a GenBank genome assembly. Lineage: Eukaryota; Viridiplantae; Streptophyta; Magnoliopsida; Poales; Poaceae.